Colossoma macropomum (tambaqui) is the source of this 768-nucleotide messenger RNA. Its product is annotated as soluble scavenger receptor cysteine-rich domain-containing protein SSC5D-like. The record is from RefSeq and is a predicted model, not a curated record. Gene Ontology annotation, cellular component: membrane. The transcript has 3 exons. The coding region runs from base 58 to 768 and encodes 236 amino acids. NCBI's taxonomy places the organism in Eukaryota, Metazoa, Chordata, Actinopteri, Characiformes, Serrasalmidae.
GGAAGUGAAGCUUGUUCUACUGCUGAGUUGAACGGACUGUGUGCAGAUCAGAGGGAGAUGGACACCUGGGUGGUUCUUAUUCUUCUGUCCUCCACAAUCACACUCACCACAGCCAGUAAGUACACUGUCACUGUCAGUGUGAGGUUAGUGGAUGGUGGCAGCCGCUGUGCUGGGAGAGUGGAAGUUUCUGAUAAAGGACAGUGGGGAACAGUGUGUAGUGAUGACUGGGAUAUGAGUGAUGCUGCAGUGGUGUGUAGAGAGCUGGGCUGUGGAGAGGCUGAAGAUGCACUGAGUGAUGCGCACUUUGGACCAGGAUUAGGACCAAUCUGGAUGGAUGAUGUAGACUGUAGUGGAUUAGAGUCUACACUGAAGGACUGUAUUUUAGUUGGGUGGGAGGAAUCUGACUGUGAUCAUGAUGAAGAUGCUGGAGUCAUCUGCUCAGGUCACAGAAAGUCUAGACUUGCUGAUGGUCCUCAUCCCUGCUCUGGGAGAGUGGAGGUGCUUCAUGGAGAAACCUGGUCCACAGUGUGUGAUGCUGACUUUGACCAGCAGGAUGCAAAGGUUGUGUGUCGAGAGCUGGGCUGUGGUCUUCCUGUGGAAGUGCUGGGAGCAGCAGCUUUUGGCAGAGGGGAGGGUCAGGUGUGGUCAGAGGAGCUUCAGUGUAGAGGCAACGAAUCUGACAUUACUCUCUGUCCAACAUCAUCUUCAGUUAAUCACAAAUGCACUCAUGACAGUGAUGUUGGACUGAUGUGCUCUGGUAAAGAAUGA